Messenger RNA from Sordaria macrospora k-hell, 1638 nucleotides. RefSeq lists its product as uncharacterized. Lineage: Eukaryota; Fungi; Ascomycota; Sordariomycetes; Sordariales; Sordariaceae. The record is from RefSeq and is a predicted model, not a curated record.
AUGCUGUCCAUCUCUGACCUAUUUACCCUCGGCCUGCUUGUGGUUCUAGGAACACUCGCAGAGGCUGACGCUGGCGCUUCUUCUUCCUCGCCCUCGGCAUGGACCGGCUGGGGCGGAAACUGUCUCAACAACCGAUGGCAACCAGAGUCAGCCCUUACGAUCUCCAACAUCGACACCCUCACAUUGAAAUGCAGCAAGACUUACCCCUUCGGCGUCAGCGCCACCCCCGUCAUCGAGGGCAACAUCGUCUACUACCCGACCUGGGACGGCGAAAUGGUCGCCCUCGACUACACCACCUGCCAAGUGAAAUGGUCCUUCAACGUUACCCAGCUCAUCGUCGACUACGCCCCUCCGAACAGCUACCAAGUCCUCGCCUACCCCGUCUCCCGCACCUCUCCCCAGAUCGACGGGAACAUCAUCCACUUCGGCACGCAACGCUUCGCUCUGGUGGUCGCUAUGGACAAGCGCACCGGCGCCGUCUUAGACACCUACCAAGUCAACCCGCACCCCUUAGCCGUCAUCACCCAAUCCCCAACCUUCCACAACGGCAUCCUCUUCGUCGGCACCGGCUCCUACGAGGAACCCGCGCCCCUGCGCUUCCCAGGCUACAAAUGCUGCACCUUCAUCGGCAACUUUGUCGCCCUCACCUUCUCCCGCCAAACGCGCAAGUUCCGGCUGAAAUGGGACCUGCCCACCCUCCCCUCCGGCACGGCCUGGUCCGGCGCUGGCGUAUGGGGAUCCCAGCCUUCCAUCGACGAGAAGCGCAACCAGGUCUUUUUCGGCACGGGAAACGUCUACUCUUUUCCGCAAGAGUUCGCGCACUGCGCUAAUGAGACGAGCGAGUGUAUGCCUAGGGGCGUCAACCAGGAGGCUAUUAUCGCUGUGAACAUUGCUUCGGGAAAAGAGAACUGGGUGAGGAGGAUAACAAAGAUGGACGCCUGGAACGGGGCUUGUGUCGCUACUCCCAUCGACAAAGAGAACUGCGCGCAGGAUCCGCCGGGGACAGAUGGUGAUUUCGGUAUGGCGCCGGGGUUUGUUUCUGCGAAAACGUCAGGACUGAAAGAGGAUAUAGUGGUUGUGGGACAGAAAAAUGCCAAUCUGUAUGCGCUGUCAGCGGAAAAGGGAGAGAUGGUGUGGCAGGUUAAUACCAGUCCUGAUUUACAGGGCGGGGGGAUAUCCUGGGGCUUGGCGGUGGAUGAUGAAGCUGUUUACUAUAACUUGCCGUAUGGAUUGGGCGGGUUUGGGUUUAACGAGUCGACGGCGUUUUAUGGCGCGGUUGGGGUGAAGGAUGGGAAGAAGUUGUGGGAGAAGAGGGUGGAUGAGAGCGGGACAAAUUCGAUUGCAUUGACGGCGCCUACUGUUUUGGGAUGUGGGCGGCAGGAGCGGGGAGGACGAGGGAGAAAUGGAAGCGGAAAAGGAGAGGGGAAGGGGAAGGGUAGAGAGGAUGAUGAUGGUCUGGUACUCUUCCCCAGAACUGGUGUGAUGGAUGAGCAAGGAGCGUAUUUUUAUAGUCAGGGCGCGUUGGUGUUUGUGGAGAAACGAACAGGAAGAGUCGUGAAGGAGUUGGCGCUGGAUACCAAUUCAAUGAGGGAUUGCGGUGCAAGGACGGUAUGUGAUGUUUGGGACGGGGUAUCGUAA